AUCGCUUCCUGUGUUUAUCCUGCAGCUUUUAUAAACCGGGACAACAGACAGAAGUCCCACACUGCAUCAGUUAGUUUCUCGUGCGCUUCCACGCUGUAGGAGCACGCUUUAAAUCUUCUAAACUAUAGCCUAUAGCAUUGCAUAUCCAUUUAAAGUCCAGCUCCCUGUUUCUUUUUGAGUUUCUCCAGGACUGUCCCACCAUGCGUCUCCAGUUCGUCCUUUGCGUAAUGGCCCUGCUCGUCUGCCCGUUUCUGAGCGCCGGGUCGCGGAUAGCCAAACGCUUCGCCAUCGGCUGCUCGGAGAAGUGCGACAAGUCCCAGUGCGCGCCGAUCCCCGCCGACUGCUUGGCCGGAGACGUGCUGGAUCGCUGCGACUGCUGCCCGGUGUGCGCGUCCGGGGAGGGCGAGCAGUGCGGCGGCACUGCAGACCGCGAGUGCGCAGAGGGGAUGGAGUGUGUGGUGACCGACGGCGUGGAGGUGUCCGUCACCGUCAGGCGCAGGGGCAAGGACGGUGUGUGCGAGUGCUCCAGCCCCGAGCCGGUGUGCGGCAGUGACGGGGUCUCCUACCGGAACAUCUGCGAGCUGAAGCGCGUCAGCAACCGGGCGAUGAAGCUGCAGCAGCCGCCGGUGAUUUUCAUCCAGAGAGGAUCCUGCGGGGAAGGUCAGGAGAACCCUGACAGUCUUCGUCACAAGUACAACUUCAUCGCUGACGUGGUGGAGAAGAUUGCACCUGCUGUCGUUCAUAUCGAACUGUUCCGCAAGAUGAUAUUUUCCAAGCGGGAGGUGGCGGUCGCCAGCGGCUCUGGCUUUGUUGUGUCAGAGGACGGGCUCAUCGUCACCAACGCCCACGUGGUGGCCAACAAGCACCGAGUCAAGGUGGAGCUGAAGAGCGGAGCCACAUUCGACGCCAAGAUCAAAGAUGUUGAUGAGAAGGCCGACAUCGCCCUGAUCAAGAUCGAUACACCGAUGAAGCUGCCGGUGCUGCUGCUCGGCCGCUCGGCGGACCUGCGCCCCGGCGAGUUUGUGGUUGCCAUAGGCAGCCCCUUCUCCCUGCAGAACACCGUCACCACCGGCAUCGUCAGCACCACCCAGAGGGGGGGCAAGGAGCUGGGCCUACGCAACUCUGACAUGGACUACAUCCAGACAGACGCCAUCAUCAACUACGGCAACUCAGGAGGACCACUAGUCAAUCUGGAUGGAGAGGUGAUUGGCAUCAACACUCUGAAAGUCACAGCAGGAAUCUCCUUCGCCAUCCCCUCAGACAAGAUCAGACAGUUCCUGGCCGAGUCCCACAACAGACAGGCCAAAGGUAAAACAUUCCAGAAGAAGAAAUACAUCGGCGUCAGGAUGAUGAGUCUCACUCCAACGCUGGCUAAGGAGCUGAAGGAGAGGCAGCCAGACUUCCCAGAUGUCACCUCUGGGGCGUACGUCAUUGAGGUCAUAAGCCGGACUCCAGCUGAGACCGCUGGCCUGCAGGAAAGAGACGUCAUCAUCAGCAUCAACGGCGAGCGCAUCACCACGGCCAGCGACGUGAGCGCCGCCAUAAAGCGGGACGAGACGCUGCGAACGGUGGUGAGGCGAGGCAACGAGGACGUCCUCCUCACCAUCGUCCCCGAGGAGAUCGAGCCUUGACCUCUCAAUGGAAACGAGCAAAACAACCC
Molecule: messenger RNA, 1660 nt
Organism: Perca flavescens (yellow perch)
Lineage: Eukaryota; Metazoa; Chordata; Actinopteri; Perciformes; Percidae
Gene: htra1b
Product: HtrA serine peptidase 1b
Exons: 10
Coding region: 201-1631 (476 amino acids)
Biological process (GO): proteolysis; programmed cell death; positive regulation of apoptotic process
Cellular component (GO): extracellular region
Molecular function (GO): serine-type endopeptidase activity; protein binding
Source: RefSeq, a predicted model, not a curated record